Molecule: messenger RNA, 4014 nt
Organism: Malassezia sympodialis ATCC 42132
Lineage: Eukaryota; Fungi; Basidiomycota; Malasseziomycetes; Malasseziales; Malasseziaceae
Exons: 2
Coding region: 1-4014 (1337 amino acids)
Biological process (GO): oligopeptide export from mitochondrion
Cellular component (GO): mitochondrial inner membrane
Molecular function (GO): ABC-type oligopeptide transporter activity; ATP hydrolysis activity; ATP binding
Source: RefSeq, a predicted model, not a curated record
AUGAGCUAUGUGCGCCUAUUUCGCGACCUCUCGAAAACCGAGUACGCCGCCCUCGUCGUCGGUACAGUCGCCGCCAUCGCAGCGGGUGUGCCGCUGCCCAUUAUCGGCGUCUUGUUCGGCAAGAUGGUCAAUGGGUUCAACGAGCAGGCAUGUGUCGCGCACACCCUCGCGCCGCCGGACCCCGCGCAACAGGCCGAGUUCCUGCAGGACGUGCAGGACCAUGUCGUGCAGAUCAUUAUCGUGGCCGCCGUCAACUUUGCACUCAUCUGGAUCUACACGAGCUGCUGGUCGUUCCUCGGUGAACGCAUCGUGCGCCGCCUGCGCGAGCGGUACGUGCGGGCGCUCUUGUCGCAGGACAUGAGCUACUUUGACAUGCUGCCUCCCGGCGAGAUCAGUACGCGUCUCGGCGAGAACCUAAUUACCGUGCAGAACGGCACGAGUGAAAAGGUCGGCAUCCUCCUGUCCUCCAUCGCGUACUUUCUCGCGAGCUACAUUACCGCCUUCGUUUUGCUCCCUGUGCUCGCCGCGCAGCUCCUCUCGCUCGUGCCUGCGUUCCUGAUCGUAUCGUUGGUCGGCGCUCACUUUGUCUCGCGCUACACGAAGCGCAUGUCGACGCACAUGGGCGAUGCAUCCAGCAUCGCAACCGAGGCCCUGCAGAACUUGCCCGUCGUCCAGGCGUUCCAGGCGCAGGCACCGCUCGGCCAGUUGUUCCAUGCGCAUCUGGGUCUUGUGCGCCGCAGUGGCAUGUACCGCGCUCUGUCCGCCGCCACCAUGCUCGGCUGCCUCUUCUUUGUCGCUUAUUCCGCCAAUGCGCUCGCCUUUCACUCGGGCAGCCGCAUGGUCUCGGAUCACAUGCGCACCGACGGCGACGACGCCUCCAGCACUGUGGGCAACGUGUACACGGUCAUUUUUCUUCUCCUGGAUGCCUCAUUCGUCGUGGGGCAAAUCUCGCCGUACCUCCAGACAUUCUCAGCGGCUGGCGGCGCCGGCGCGCAGCUCCUGCACACCAUCCAGCUGCCCGCUCAUAUCGACGCCCUUUCCGAAGAGGGCAUCGUGCCGCCGCAAAGCGAUGGCCCGCUCGGCUUCCGCUUUAACGACGUUUGCCUCGCGUAUCCUGCGCGCCCGGAGGCCCCAGUCCUCCGCCACCUUACGCUCGAUAUCGAGCCGGGGCAGCGCAUCGGUAUCUGCGGGUUCAGUGGUAGUGGCAAGAGCACCAUUGUAUCGCUGCUGCACCGCUUUUACGAGCCCACCAACGGCACCAUCACGCUGGAUGAUGGCACGCCUAUCCAUUCGCUCCGAGUCAGCUGGCUGCGCUCCCAGAUGAGCCUCGUUGGCCAGGAGCCCGUCCUGUUCAACUGCACUGUCUUGGAGAGCAUUGCGCACGGCCUGCUAGGCAGUCCUGCGAUGGCACACCUCUUUGAUGUGAUUCGCUGGCUCGAGCAGUACGCAUUUGACCAUCCCAGCUUGCCAACAGACUGGGCGGACCAGUGCCCUGCGCACCUGCGCGCAGCGCUGGACGAGGUGAUCGAGCGCUGCGAGGAGGCAGCGCGACUCUCGUUUGCGCACGACUUUAUUCUCCGGCUUCCCCAGGGGUAUGUGACGCGCGUCGGCGAUGGCGGUCGCUCGCUGAGCGGCGGCCAAAAGCAGCGCAUUGCACUGGCGCGUGCCGUAAUCAAGAAGCCUCGUGUGCUCGUGCUGGACGAGGCGACCGCUGCCCUCGACUCGCAGAGCGAGAUGGCCGUGCAGGCUGCGUUCGAUCGCGUGUCGGCGAACCGCACGACCGUUGCCAUUGCGCACCGACUCUCGACGAUCCGCGACUAUGACAAGAUUGUCGUUAUGGCGCAUGGGGAGGUGCUAGAGUACGGUACGCACACCGAGCUGCUCCGCCGUCAAGGGCACUAUGCGGCCCUGGUGCGCGCGCAAUCGGAGCACGAGCCUGCGGAGGCAGAUCUGGACACGGAGAGUGCGUCCUCCGACAAGGACAUGGACGCAGCCAGCCCGCCUGAGUAUGAUGCCGAGGUGCUGCAAGGACGCCUGCCUAUGCCGCUGCCGGCGCAGCCCGUCGUGCCGCCCCCGAAUCUGGGUGUGUCAGGGCCUACGGAGGAGCCCACGAAGGCACCCACCAUGUCCUGCACACGUGCACUCGGUCGCCUCCUGUCGAUGGCGCUCGGGCCUUGGCCGUACGCGCUGCUGGGCGUGUGUGCGUCUGCCGUGAUUGGUGGGGCCUUCUCCGGCGAAGCUGUGCUUUUUGGCCAUGUGAUCGAGGCGCUGAAUCCUUGCAAGCCACCUGAGCAAGUGGAGUCGCGCUCGGAUCGGUUCGCCCUGUUCUUCUUUGUGCUGGCGCUGAUUGAGCUGGUGGCGUACUUUCUCAGUGGAGCAUCAUUCGGGUUCGUGUCGGAAUGGCUCCUGAUACAGCUCCGGCAGCGCGUGUUCUCGGUACUGGUUACGCGCCCCUUGGCCUGGUACGAAAAAGAAAACAUUGCGCCUGGCACCCUCAUGGCGAACUUGAGCACGGACACGAGUCACCUGGGCGGGCUGACAGGCACCGUGAUCGGUACCAUUGUGAGCAUUCUCGUCAAUCUCAUUGCAGGGAUUACCUUGGCGCAUAUCGUUGCAUGGCGCAUCGCCGUCGUGAUCCUCGCGAUGGUGCCUAUCCUUGUGGCAGCAGGCUACCUGCGCCUCAAAGUCAUUGCCGACUUUCAAAAGCGCCACGAGACAGCCUACGCACAGUCGACGGCCCUGGCUGUCGAGGCUGUCUCGUCCAUGCGCACGGUCGCCGCGCUGGGCCGCGAACAGGACGUUCUCCAGCUGUUUUCCUACAGCCUCGAGCGCUCGUACCGCGAAAGCUUGCGGCACCUGGUUGUGGGCAACAUGUUUUUGGCCAUCUCGCUCAGCAUCUCGUACUUUAUCUAUGGCUUUGCGUACUGGUGGGGCUCCAAGAACGUCGCCGAGCAGCGCUACAGCCAGGUGGCUUUUUUCACCGUGCUGCCAGCGCUGCUCUUCUCCGCCCAGUCAUCCGGCCAGCUGCUGGCCUUUGCGCCCGACUUUACCAAGGCGCAAGUCUCGGCCUCGAAUAUUUUUUCGCUACUGGAUCGCGCCGAGGCGCCCAAGCCCCGCGCGCGCCGCGCGCGCGCCGCCGCCGUGGACCUGGAAAAGGAGAAGGCGCCGCCACCGAUGGACCAGGGCCCGCUGCCCGUCACGUUCAGUGGCGUGCAGUUCACCUACUUGGGUCGUGACUCGCCUGCUCUUGAUGGCAUUGAUUUGGACAUUCCAGCCGGUGCGUUUGCAGCCUUUAUCGGCACCAGUGGGUCGGGCAAAAGCACGGCCAUGAGCCUGAUUGAAAACUUCUACGCGCCUUCGCACGGCACGGUGCGUGUCGGUGGACAUGCAACAACGUCCAUACCCGCCAGCACAUUGCGCAGCGCCAUGGCGAUUGUGCCACAGGAGGCAAUGCUGUUCUGCGGCUCGAUCGAGUUUAACGUGGCGCUCGGCCUAGACGAUCCGCUCUCUGUGCCGGCCGUGCGCGCACAGACGGACGAGAGGCAAAUGCAUGAAACAUCACACAGGCUGCCCGUCGACCCACGCAUCGUCGCAGCGUGCGAGGCAGCGCAUGUGCACGCCACGAUUGAGGCUCUGCCCGACCAGUACCAUACCGACGUUGGCACUGGCGGCUCUCAACUGAGCGGUGGCCAAAAACAGCGCGUGGCAAUUGCCCGCGCGCUCGUGCGGCAGCCGAAGCUGCUGCUUCUCGACGAGUCGACGUCUGCGAUGGACGCCGCUAGUGAGCAGGCGUUCCAAGAGACGCUUCGCCGGCUCCACCAAACUCGCACGUGUACUAUAAUUGCGAUUGCGCAUCGGAUGCGCACGAUCCGCACCGCCGAUAUCAUCUUCCUGUUCGAUCAUGGGCGGAUCCUGGCGCGCGGCACGCAUGCUGAGCUCAUGCAGUCCUGCCCACAGGUGCGUCGCACGUUCUCACUCCAGUAUCAAGCCAUGAUCUCGCAUCAGUCUUUGUAG